AUGGGCGAAGCGUUCCAGAUCGUUGGCUUCCUCGGAUCUCUGCUGCUUGCGGCGUCGCUGGUGCCGCAGAUGAUGAAGCUCUACAAGACCAAGAGCGCCAAGGACAUCAGCUACUCGUACCAGAUCUCGUACGUGGUGGGGCUCGCCAUGAUCGUGGCCUACGGCUUUGGCCGGUGGCUCUGGCCCGUGUACAUCCCGGCCACCAUCGAGCUGAGUGCGGCGUUGGUCGUGUUCAGCAUGAAGCUCUACUAUGACUGGCAGGACAGGAAGAACUCGGACGUGAGCAAGGCCGCUGGUGCCAGCCCCGAGGUGGAGGUCGACGUCGCCUCGCCCGUCACGCGAAGUCAAUGCGGCGAGGCGGCAGCGCGGACGCUGUAA
Phytophthora sojae is the source of this 378-nucleotide messenger RNA. RefSeq lists its product as hypothetical. The transcript has a single exon. The coding region runs from base 1 to 378 and encodes 125 amino acids. The record is from RefSeq and is a predicted model, not a curated record. NCBI's taxonomy places the organism in Eukaryota, Oomycota, Peronosporomycetes, Peronosporales, Peronosporaceae.